Molecule: messenger RNA, 1062 nt
Organism: Aspergillus nidulans FGSC A4
Lineage: Eukaryota; Fungi; Ascomycota; Eurotiomycetes; Eurotiales; Aspergillaceae
Exons: 2
Coding region: 130-1062 (310 amino acids)
Source: RefSeq, a predicted model, not a curated record
CCAAGGGUCUAGAGUGCUUCACUGCAAGCCCUUGCAAGAACUCAGCGACACGACGAGGGGAAAACAGCACCCCUACUGCUCUAAUAACUGAUCUCUUACACUUGGCUCAUUGCUCAUCCCCUCCACCCCAUGGAGGUGGAUAUCUCCCCCCCAGGCGGAACCCGUCCGGCGACUCCGCUCCUGGGUGAAAACUCUGACCCCCCCUCAGGACCUACCACCCCGACCCCCCUACCCCGGAACUCCCUGAAGAGAAGGGCCUUAUUCUCCCCGCAGAAGACUCCCACUGCAGCUCCAGUCCCUGUAUCCCAUACGCCGCAAGCCCCGUCGAUCUGCGAACAGGUCGGCAUGGUAGCAGACGACCAGCUAGCCCUUCUUCAUGAUUGGAAACUAGCCAUGACCUCCCUUGCCAAAGCUCUAGAUCUAACUGUCUCCUCCCUACAGGGCCGCCCAAGAGACCUGGCCCGGGAGCUUGCAGCCAGAUUCGUCACCCUUGCAAAGCAGGACUCCCCUCAGCAGAUUUCUCAGAUGCCUGUGGUUGCACCCCCACAGCCACCCAGACAGAUGGAACAGCCAAACCAUCCUCCCACUCCUGAAGCUUCCAAAAGCCCCCUGAACAGGCAAACCUCGCAGCCUACAACCUGGGCAUCCCUAACAGCUCCAAGAACUGGCCAGGGGAACUGGCAAACUAUUGCCCCUGAACACCAUAUGCAAGCCAAGCAAACAGCACAACGAAGGCUGAAGCAGUCAAACAAGACUGACCACCGCAUCUUCCUCCGCCUCCCGGCCUCCUCCAGCCUCCGAGCUAUUGGACCACAUGGCAUCCGGGUCACCCUUGCUGGGAAGGUUCCGGACGGGAUCACACAGGUACAAGUAAUAUCAACCGGGUAUGCAAUCACUACAACAGAACAGGGCAAGGCUUUCCUACUAUCAGAGAAGGCUGCAAGCCUAGCUGGGGAUGGGUACUUUGAAAUUCCAACAGAGUACCACCAGACAUUAGCAUGGAAGCAGAGCGCAUUACUGGCAUUAAGCCUCUCAUGGCCAAGCUCUCAAAACACCCAGUAG